UAUGAUAGUAAAAGAAAACAAAUGUUGAAAACUCAGUGAUUUUAUCGACAUGUAGACACUACUAUUAAAAUAUUCAACUGAUUAUUGCGGCUUUUAAUUAAAAUACAAAAGCCGUAUCUACCAUGAACGCAUUGGAUUUGAAAAAUCAAGGGAAUCGAUUGUUUUUGGCCCGAAAAUAUGAUGAUGCCAUAUGCUGUUAUUCCAAAGCGAUAAAUAAAAAUCCUGGAACAGCAACAUUCUUCACAAAUCGUGCUCUCUGUUACCUGAAACUGCGGCAGUGGGAAACAGCAGUUCAAGACUGCCAUCGUGCUCUAGAGAUUGAGAGACAGUUGGUGAAAGGUCAUUUUUUCAUGGGCCAGGCGUUAGUGGAGAUGGGCCAAUAUGAUGAAGCUAUAGCAUCCUUAAAGAAAGCUUAUGAUCUUGCAAAGGAGCAGAAACUAAAUUUUGGUGAUGACAUUACUAGUGCCUUAAGGAUGGCCAAGAAAAGACGCUGGAAUAUGAUAGAAGACAAACGCAUUCAACAAGAGAUUAAACUCCAGAAAUAUCUUAAUCAGUUGUUAUCAGAAGAGCAUAAACGACAGUUGAUGUCAUUUAAGCAGUCUGCAGGAGAUCAGAACUACAGUGAGGAGAUUGAAAGUUUAGAGCAGUUUUAUCAAAAAAAGCUUAGAGCUGUGAAUGCAUUAUUUGCUCAGUUAGAUGACAGAAGAAAGAAAAGAGAGGUUCCAGAUUAUUUAUGUGGAAAAAUUAGCUUUGAAAUAAUGCGAGACCCGGUUGUGACACCCAGUGGCAUCACAUAUGACAAAAAGGAUAUCAUAGAGCAUUUACAGAGAGUUGGACAUUUUGAUCCUGUGACACGUACAGAUUUGACACAAGACCAGCUAAUACCGAACUUCGCUAUGAAAGAAGUGAUAGACAACUUUUUAGAAGAGAAUCCUUGGGCAGAGGACUACUGAAUAAACCCUACAUAUUAUAACAACAGGACUGGAUUAUUAUGGCCUGCUGGCACAUGGUCUAGGCACCUGUGUUUGAAUAGGGGUCAUGUGCUUAAAGCAAGCCGUGUACCGUUUGUUUGGGAUUAAAUCUUUACGGAUUUCUACAUAACUGAAAAUAAAACAGUUAAAACUGCUGACUGUAAUCGUAAUCUGCCUCUAUAUAACAUGUUAUAUUUUGGGACAAUCUGAAUUGUAAGACUGCUAGGAUCAAUAGUUCUCAAUAAAGUUGUUUACUAAAUGUUUGUUUUUUACAAAGUUAAAUAGGUCUUGGAUUAUGAAAAAUCUCCCAAGAAAUCGAGAUGUAAGAAUUAAGAUAUUGGUAGUUUGAUUUCAAAAUACAGAAUUUGCUAGUUUGUUAGAUUAUAUUAACUGAACGUUUUUGUCUUGCUUGCUAACAAUUUCAAUAUUGUGUCUUUUUCAACUUUUAGCAUUGGUCUUUAGAUCAGCAAAACACCAUGGUUAAAGAAUAUCAACAAUCUUUUAUGCAUAAAUGUCACAGCAGUCCUUCACAUCUGAGGUGUACAAUCAUGUAUACCUUAAUUUAAUUUCAGGAGGGUUUUUUAUUGUUUCACUUAAAAUAUGGUAAUAGGGUGCCUUUCGCUGGUUGGUUGAACAGAAACUGGUUUAACCCUAGCUGAGUUUUUAUUAUUAUUUCUGUAUGUUAUCAUUUUACAUUUAUGUUUGUGCUAUUCCAAAUGUACUUUUUAUUAGAGUACAUCCUAGACUCAACAUAUUUUCUGUGGAACACUAAUCACUCUCGUGGAUCUUAUGAGGUAAGUGAUUUAUCACUCGCUUGAUAUUUUUAAACAUUAAGCACUGUCAAAAGUCUGAGUCCUCUGACAUAUGAGACACUGCAUCAGUUUGUCGGAUAGAAAUUAGAUCUUGAAAUUGGUAUCAGUAGACGAGACACCAGCCAUUGCAAUUUUAUAUGCAGAAGACUGUCAUACCUAAUGCAUUAUGGCUACUGUCAAUUUUAUGCUGACUGAUUGACUAAAAGGCCAUCUGGAAAAGCAGUGAUAUUGUUCUUUUCUUAGAUGGAGAUCUCCAAUUAAGAGUAACCUAUAAGAUCUGAUUUCAGUUAAAUUGCCACUUUCCUUGUUUAAACUGUUAUCACAGCGGUGUGUUAAUGAGAUAACAUAGAAUAGAGAAACAUAAAAUGACAAAUAAUAUGAAACUACACAUGAAAUAAAAAUAACUUUAUUUACUGCUGGCAAUAUGUGCUAAUGGUAAUGUUUUGUGGAUUGUUUAGAGAAGAUGGUAUGCGAGAGGCACAUCCAGGCUUUGACCAACUCGGGGAAUGUGUGUCAUUAUGUACCCCUAUUAAGGGCCAUAGCGUUGUCUGGACCAGGGGUGGGUGGUGUUCAAAUAUGAACUUAGAGGACCCCUUUGUCUCCAUUUACCCUGGACAGCAAUAUGGAUAGCCUAAUACUCUACUGUAAAAAAUUGUUUAGCGUAGCACACAUCCACCACCAGCCUAUGUCUCCACCCCCAUCACCAGCCUAUGCCUCCACCCCCUCCCUCCACUACCCUUCGCCUUUGACAUCAAAAGAGUAGUACCAGAGUUAUUUUUGAGGUAGGAGGUUAAAAACAGAGAGAAAAGAACACCACCCCCAAGACCAUUAAAAAAGAACAACAAAAACCCCUCUGGAAUGAAGGAACUGUAUGCUCCUGUUUAUAUACUGACUUGUCACAUAUGUAAAAUUAGAACAAGAAAAUAUUGUCACUUAUAAAUAUCUACUUUAAUUAUGAAUUAUAUCUGUUAUAUUUGUUAGAAGUGUGAUGACCAUGUUUUUAUAUGAAGCCAAAAACUUUAUAUUGGUUUAUAUGCGUGUGUGCGUGUGUGCGUGCGUGUGUGUGUGUGUGUGUGUGUGUUAUGGACUUUUGCAAAUCCUGCCACUAGUUCUGUGAUUUAAUAUUGAUAAAUAAAAAUUGUUCUUGCUCAGUUCUUUGAGAUUUAUUAAGUGCUUUCGAAUUAUUUUUAUUGGUGUGAUAUAGUUUGACUACAGUGCUCCAGGGUCAACAUUUUUUCAAAUAUCUUAAAAUCUCCUCUACCUUGGUAUAUAUUUGUAAUUAUUUAACACGCGUGGAGCAAUCACUGAAUAAAAAAAAUGAAAGUAUUGUUUACAACACCCUCACCAUUGUAUAUUGGGUGUCAAAGGUAGAAAAUUGUGGUAUGAUUUUUCUUGGGACUGUGAAAUAUAUGUUUCUUCUCUUUUUUUUUUAAGGUUGUGUAUUUUUUCUUGGGGAUUUUUCUGUGAAAUAACACCCACCAAGAAAAACAAAUAUUUAAGCAAAAUAAAGUUUAAUUGUAUUAUCCCUCUCCCCCAAUAAUUGUCUUUAAUACGAAAGUACUGUUUGUUUUGUGUCUAUUUUUAAUGUUUUUAGUUCUGUUUGUGUUCCAAGGGAGACUACUCUGGUUCAGCUAGUAAAUUACGACUUGUGUUACAAACUAUUUAUUAUUUGUUACUAUUUCAUUAUUAAAAGCUACACAACAGAAAAUGGUUACCAUAUAAUAAAAAUGCAAUUAAUGACUAA
Gigantopelta aegis is the source of this 3527-nucleotide messenger RNA. RefSeq names its product E3 ubiquitin-protein ligase CHIP-like. The record is from RefSeq and is a predicted model, not a curated record. Bases 123 to 953 code for a protein of 276 amino acids. Gene Ontology annotation, molecular function: protein-folding chaperone binding; ubiquitin protein ligase activity. Gene Ontology annotation, biological process: cellular response to misfolded protein; protein polyubiquitination; positive regulation of proteolysis. The transcript is spliced from 7 exons. Lineage: Eukaryota; Metazoa; Mollusca; Gastropoda; Neomphalida; Peltospiridae. Gene Ontology annotation, cellular component: Z disc; cytoplasm.